This is a messenger RNA of Marasmius oreades (fairy-ring Marasmius), 1746 nucleotides long. RefSeq lists its product as uncharacterized. Gene Ontology annotation, biological process: pectin catabolic process. Bases 831 to 1661 code for a protein of 276 amino acids. Gene Ontology annotation, molecular function: pectate lyase activity. Lineage: Eukaryota; Fungi; Basidiomycota; Agaricomycetes; Agaricales; Marasmiaceae. The transcript has 7 exons. The record is from RefSeq and is a predicted model, not a curated record. Gene Ontology annotation, cellular component: extracellular region.
CUGCUCUCCGCUCAACAACGACUAUUGAAUAUUGAAGACUGUUGAUAAUUGGAUACUUGGGCUUGAAGACCAGCCACAGCGGUCUAUCUCCCUGUAUCUUCGCCGGAUACACGGUGAACCCUGAAUAUCGUAGCCAGGCAGCGAAGAGCCUUGCCCAGGUCAAUUUCCAACGCCAUUCAAGUUCAAACGGGCCGCUGAACGAAUGUUCAGCUAUUUUCCCCAAGCCUUCGCUACCGAUGUUUUCUCGCUGGCAAGUACAACUUCGCCUUUCCUUAAUCGUGGUAGGCAACGGACUGAGCGGACCGAAUGAAGCGCUUUGCGGCCCGCCUUGAGCUAUGUAUCACCGCCCUACAAUCCUGCGUUCCAGCCAUCACCGAUGUUUUCUCGUUUGGGUUGAACGGAACACCCGAGGCGCUUUGCGGUCCGCUCCCCGGCGCUGGUCCUGUGGCUGAUGGACAGCAGGCGAAGCGGUUGAUUUAGUGUGAGCAAGGUUCCACGUUAUGCAACACGGAGGUUAAAACGCGUUAAAUUAACGUUUAUGAAUCUUUUCUGCGAAAUAGACUCAAUUCUCCGAAGAUACAUGUGAAGCUCAUCCACUUGACCGAGCACAAAAUAUAGAACAUGCUUCCUUUACACCCGUUCACAUGUCAAAGUCGCUCAGAAAAUCUUUCCAUCCUUCGGGGUUGGAAAUGGAAACGGCUUGGCUUUUUACUUGUGCCAACAUGCCUUAGGUUUAUCCGAGCCGGUAUAAAGUCUGCUCUGAAUCCAGAAAUUCACUCCAGCGGCCCUCUAGUUGACACACAACAACACCUCGAAAACUCAUCGACAAGAUGUUCUCUAAACUUGCAGUCUUUAUCGCAUUGGCAGCGGCUUUCGUCCGCGCCGCUCCGUCUGCCACUACCGGUGACGCAGAGGAAUUGGCUCCCCGUGCCGCCAGCUGCACCUUCCCAUCGCCACCAAGGACCUCCAGUUUGAGUGCGGCUAUGACCAUUUCCGGUACAUUCGAUGGUGGCAACGUUCGUUUCGAUCGUGGUUCUGGAGCUUGCCAAGGCCAAACGGAAGGAGGUGACAAGGAUGCUGUCUUCAUUCUCAACAGCGGUGCUACUCUCCAAAACGUAGUCAUCGGUGCAAACCAAGCUGAAGGUGUUCACUGCCUCGGUCCCUGCACCCUUCGCAACGUCUGGUUCGAAGAUGUUUGUGAGGACGCUAUUACUAUCAAGCAGAGCAGUGGAACAUCCACCAUCACUGGUGGUGGUGCCAGAAACGCCGACGACAAGAUUGUUCAGCACAACGGUGGAGGAAAUGUCGUGAUUGACUCGUACUGCGCACAGACAUUCGGCAAGUUGUACCGUUCAUGUGGUAACUGCUCGAGGCACGUCGUAUUCUUUCUCAACUCUGCGUUAAGAAUUCACGUAGCGUUCCUUCUUUUCAAAACCUUCAGUCAAACCAAACGAACGGUCACGAUCUCCAAUGUCAGCGCAAGCGGAGGAGGGACGCUCGCCGGAGUUAAUUCCAACUAUGGUGAUGUAGCUACCAUCAAGACUUCGACCAUCACGACCGGAGGCGUGAAAUCCAUUUGUGACACCUACGAAGGUAACGACAAUGGCGACGAGCCCGAAAAACUGACCUCGAACCAGAAGAAUGCAAACUGCGUAUUCUGAUCGUGCGGUAUAUUCACUAGCCAUCUACUGUUAUGUACUGAAGAACCUGUAUUCUUAUUCUUUGCCAUUAUGGAAUGUCUCGGGC